AUGGCUGGGAUUCAAUCUUACGUGCUCGUCAUCUUCCUGCUGCUGCAUUUCACGCGCUUAGAUGGCAGUAACUUGAUACUUGAGCGAGACAUCAAGAUCGAUCGCAUACUUCACCAGGUCUUCGGCUUCACCAGCUUGCGAGGACAUCAGAAGAGAGUUAUCAGUGAGGUUCUUGAUGGCAAGGAUGCGUUUGCCGUCAUGCCGACCGGGGCAGGGAAGAGUUUGUGUUAUCAGCUUCCAGCAGUGUACGCGGAAUCAAAAGUCACGCUGGUUGUUACGCCUCUUCUUGCGCUCAUGCUGGGUCAGGUGAAGUCACUUCAGAGCAAGGGGGUCCUGGCAUCGGCGAUCUACUCCUCCCAGUCCAAGAGAGACCGAGAGCGAGUCAUCAACGACCUGCUCGGCAAGCCCUCGCCGGACUCGGAGCCCUUGACCUUCCCUCCCAUGAUGCGGCUGCUCUAUGUCACUCCCGAGCUUCUCUGCACCAGCAACUUUCAGCAGGAUUUGUCGAUCCUCUACGAUGGAGGAUACAUCAAUCUCAUUGCCAUAGACGAAGCACAUUGUGUCAGCGAGUGGGGGCACGAAUUCCGGCCGUGCUUUCGAAAGCUCGGGUCGAUUCAUCAAAGGUUUCCUUCAGUCCCCUGGCUGGCGCUCACAGCCACAGCCACGGAGCAAGUUCGUCGGGAUGUUGUCAACAUCUUGAAGAUCAAAGUCGACAAGAUCUUCAUGCAGAGCUUUGACAGGCCAAACAUCCGAUACCAAGUGAGGUAUAAGGAUCUGAUAGGUGAAGAUGAACAAGUUUUCGAAGACAUCGCGAGCUUUGUCGGUGAGUCUCUCAACUCCCUCCCUCGUGGUGAGCCAGUAGCAGCUGGGCUGCAGUACGCGUGCUCGGGGAUCAUCUACUGCCACACGAAAGCUUCAUGCGACGCUCUGGCGCAGCAGCUGUCGGCGAUCGGAGUGAAGGCGAAGGCUUAUCAUGCCGGGCUGCGGCCAAGAGAGAGGAUGCAAGUGCAAGACGAGUGGAUGGAGGGAGUGACAAAGGUCGUGUGCGCGACCAUUGCCUUUGGCAUGGGGAUCGACAAGAAGGACGUGAGAUUCGUGAUCCAUCAGUCGAUGCCCAAGUCCCUCGAGGCCUACUACCAAGAAACUGGUCGCGCCGGGCGGGACGGUGGCGAGUCGGAAGCGCUCAUGUACUUCUCGGAAGACGACGCGAACUUGCAUCGCUUCUUGCUGCGGAAGUCUGUGGAGAACCAGGAGGUGCAGCCUGAGCGAGUCAAGGUGACCGGCCCUGCCCUCCUCUCGCGCUGA
Molecule: messenger RNA, 1305 nt
Organism: Guillardia theta CCMP2712
Lineage: Eukaryota; Cryptophyceae; Pyrenomonadales; Geminigeraceae
Exons: 4
Coding region: 1-1305 (434 amino acids)
Biological process (GO): double-strand break repair via homologous recombination
Cellular component (GO): chromosome; cytoplasm
Molecular function (GO): 3'-5' DNA helicase activity; ATP binding; nucleic acid binding
Source: RefSeq, a predicted model, not a curated record